UCGGUUUGGGGUGCGCACGUGCGGGCCGGCCGCCGGGAUGCGCGCGGGGCGGUGCCGGGCCGUGCGCGCCCUGCUGCGGGGCCGCUACCGCGAAGUGCUGCCGCUGGCGGAAUUCGCUCGGCGCCUGGGACCCGAGGGCCGGCGGCUGGUGCGGCGCGGGGACCCGGCGGCCUUCCGCGCGUUGGUGGCUCGCUGCCUGGUGUGCGUGCCCUGGGACGCGCCUCCGCCGCCCGCCCCCACCUUCCGCCAGGAGUCCAGCCUAAAGGAGCUGGUGGCCAGGGUGGUGCAGCGGCUGUGCGAGCGCGGCGCGAGGAAUGUGCUGGCCUUCGGCUUCGCGCUGCGGGACGAGGCGCACGGGGACCCGCCGCUGGCCUUCACCGCCAACGUGCGCAGCUUCCUGCCCAACACGGCGGCCGAGACGCUGCGCGGGAGCGGCGCGUGGGCGCUGCUGCUCGGCCGGCUGGGCGACGCCGUGCUCGGCUACUUGCUGGCGCGCUGCGCGCUCUACCUGCUGGUGCCACCGGGCUGCGCCUACCAGGUGUGCGGGGUGCCGCUCUACGACCUGUGCGUGGGUCGGGCCCGGUGCGGCGCGGCUAUGGGGGCGCCGUCGCCCGAGAGGCCCCGCCGCGGCCGGGCCGUGCCCGGGGCGGGCUCGGGCCCCCGGGACGCCCCUCGGCCCCGGCUGCGUGCCGAGGCCCGGCGCUUCCUGUACAGCGCGGGCGCGGGGGAACGGCUGCCCGCCGCCUUCCCGCUGGAUGCGCUGCCGCCCACCCUGGCCGGGGCCAGCGCGCUGGUGCGGACUAUCUUCCUGGGCGCGCAGCCCCGCGCGCCGCGCCGCCUGCCCCCGCGCUACUGGCGGAUGCGGCCGUUGUUCCACGAGCUGCUGGCCAACCACGCGCGGUGCCCCUACCGCGCGCUCCUCCGUGCGCACUGCCCGGUGCCCACCACGGACGCCGGCCCCCGGCCGCUUUUGCAGCUCCUGCGGCAGCACAGCCCCCGCUGGCAGGUGUACGCGCUCCUGCGCGCCUGUCUACGCCGCCUGGUGCCCUCUCGCCUCUGGGGGUCCCGGCACAACGAGCGCCGCUUCCUGCGCACCGUCAAGAAGUUCGUGUCGCUGGACAAGUGCGCGCGGCUGACGGCGCAGGAGCUGAUGUGGAAGAUGAGGGUGCGGGACUGCGCCUGGCUGCACGCCCGCCCAGGGGUGCGCUGUGUCCCCGCCCCGGAGCACCGGCGCCGGGAGGCCAUCCUCGCCUGCCUGCUGGGCUGGCUGCUGGACACCUAUGUGGUAGCGCUGCUCAGGGCCUUCUUCUACGUCACGGAGACCACGUUCCAGAAGAACAGGCUCUUUUUCUACCGGAAGUGUGUGUGGAACGAGCUGCAGAGCAUUGGCAUGAGGCAGCACCUGGUUCGGGCUCAGCUGCGGAGGAUGUCGGCGGCCGAGGUCCGGCAGUUCCGAGCAGCCAGGCCUGCCCUGCCCACGUCCAGGCUGCGCUUCCUGCCCAAGGCCAACGGGCUGCGGCCCAUCAUCAGCUCCGGCAGUGUGGCCCCACAUCUCGCGUCCCGGAUGAGGACCCUGUUUGGGGCGCUCAAUUACAAGCGCGUGCAGCACCCCAGUCUCCUGGGAGCCUCCGUGCUGGGCCUGGAUGACAUCCUCAGGGCUUGGCGGCCCUUUGCCCUGCGCCAGCGGUCCCAGGACCCUGCACCCCAGCUGUGGUUCGUGAAGGUGGACGUGACGGGGGCCUACGACACGCUCCCUCAGGACAAGCUGGUGCAGGUGGUCGCCAGAGCGCUUGGGCCCCGUGACGGCACCUACUGUGAGCGCCGGUACGCGGUGGUCCAGGGGGGCCCCCACGGGCGUGCCCGCAGGGCCUUCAAGACACACGUGUCCACGCUGGCUGACCUCCAGCCCUACCUCAGCCAGUUUGUGCAGCAGCUGCAGGAGGCCGGUUCACUGCGGGAUGCCGUGCUGGUGGAGCAGAGCUUCUCUCUGAACGAGGCUAGCGGCCACCUUUUUGACCUCUUCCUGCAUCUGCUGCGGAAUCACGUCAUAAGGGUCAGGAACAGGUACUACGUGCAGUGCCAGGGCGUCCCCCAGGGCUCCGUCCUGUCCACGCUGCUCUGCAGCCUCUGCUACGGCCACAUGGAGGAGACGCUGUUUGCUGGGACCCCGCACGAUGGAUUGCUCCUGCGCUUGGUGGACGACUUCCUGCUGGUCACCCCACACCUGACUCAGGCCAAGGCCUUUCUCAGGACGCUGCUGAGCGGGGUCCCGGAGUAUGGCUGCACCGCCAACCCGCAGAAGACGCUGGUGAACUUUCCCGUGCGGGCGGGCGAGCUGGGGGCUAGGGCGCCCCGCCAGCUCCCGGCCCACUGCCUGUUCCCCUGGUGUGGCCUGCUGCUGGACACGCGCAGCCUGGAGGUGUGCUGCGACUACUCCAGUUAUGCCGAGACGUCCAUCCGCGCCAGCCUCGCCUUCUCCCAGGGCCACAAGCCUGGCAGGAACAUGCGGUGCAAACUCCUCCAGGUCCUGCGGCUCAAGUGCCACGGGCUCUUCCUGGACUUGCAGGUGAACUCCCUGCCCACGGUCUACACGGCCAUCUACAAGAUCUUCCUGCUGCAGGCCUACAGGUUCCACGCCUGCGUCCUGCAGCUCCCGUUUGACCAGGGCAUCCGCCAGAACCCCGGCUUCUUCCUCCGGCUCCUGUGGGACACUGCUGCCCAUGGCCACACCCUCCUCCGUGCCCGGAACCCAGGGAUGUCUCUGGGGGCGCCGGGAGCCUCGAACCCGUUCCCACAGGAAGCCGUGCAGUGGCUGUGCCUGCGGGCCUUCCUGCUGAAGCUGGGCCGCCACAGGGCCACGUACUGCCGCCUGCUGGGGCCACUCCGCACAGCCCAAGAGCAGCUGUGCUGGCAACUUCCGCGGGCCACGCUGGCCGCCCUGGACGCAGCGUCCUGCCCUGCCCUGACCGCCGACUUCAGGACCAUCCUCGACUGAGCCACGCCGCCACUCGGGCCUCAGUGCCCAGCCCUCAGCAGGGGCCCGGCACCACUCGGGAAUUCCCAUCACUCUUCCCUGUGGUGGCUACGGCCGUGCCUGCAGGGCCGCCCCCAGCGUCCUGCCCAAAUGCCUUUCAGCCUGGCCUCUGCCCCACACACCCUAUGCCCGGAACAUGUUCUCAGUUCUGAUGUCCA
Sorex araneus (European shrew) is the source of this 3192-nucleotide messenger RNA. RefSeq names its product telomerase reverse transcriptase (gene TERT). The record is from RefSeq and is a predicted model, not a curated record. The transcript is spliced from 16 exons. Bases 38 to 2995 code for a protein of 985 amino acids. Gene Ontology annotation, molecular function: telomeric repeat DNA binding; telomerase RNA binding. Gene Ontology annotation, cellular component: telomerase catalytic core complex. Gene Ontology annotation, biological process: telomere maintenance via telomerase. NCBI's taxonomy places the organism in Eukaryota, Metazoa, Chordata, Mammalia, Eulipotyphla, Soricidae.